Seminavis robusta is the source of this 609-nucleotide messenger RNA. The record is from the annotation of a GenBank genome assembly. Lineage: Eukaryota; Bacillariophyta; Bacillariophyceae; Naviculales; Naviculaceae.
AUGGAUACGGCCUUCAACACUGCAGAGUUUUGCCAGGGUUUGUUUGAUGAAACGUGGGGUGUGGUAUGUUCUGCUAAUUGUCAGGUGAAGCAUCUGGCAGAAUCGCUUCAAGAUAUCACUACGAUGUCGUUGGAUGGGGAGGAAAUGUUCUGCGGCCCUCUCGCAAACUUCAAUGUCCAUGAACCGUGCAACUUAUGGGAAAGCUCCACGACCCUGUUGCCCCAGUGCGCGUUGUGGUGCUUGAUGGAGGAUCUUGAGGCCCGCGUCAUGGUGCUGGACGCCCUACUAGAUGGCGCAUACAACCCCGAGGAAGGCAUUACUAUCGAAGGCAUGGCUCAGUUUUGCCACCGCGAUGCAAUCGAGAGCUACGAUUUCGGCGGUUAUUGUGACAAUGCAGCCGCUUCAGAUGAGCUUCCGCAAGGCGCCGUUUGUGGUGUUUAUUGGGAGGCAUCGGAACUGAAUAGGACAUUGACCCAAACCAUAGAUGCGGCUUGGGCAGCCCAAGAUUUCGAAGAGUCGGCGUCCUUGCAGGGUUUUUCAGUAUUUUUCUCUGGCGGUCUGGCGGUGACUUCCAUGAUCUUUCAUUUGUUCCAUUCCCGACGCGAGUAG